AUGAUCUCCGCCAAAACUCCCCCGCCGGCCGAACGCGUUGCUGGAGCGGCGAGCUGCAGCGCGGGCAGGCGCGCGGCCGCAUGGGAUGCUGCCGCCAGCGCUGAAGUGCGUGUGCGGGCACCGGCGACCCACGGCAGCAGCGCCCGCCUCGGAAGAGCGAGAGCUCGCCCCUUCCAUAACGGAUGCUUCUGCCAGGACCUUGGUGGUGCGGCCCGCACGCCUCGCCAUGCGCGCGCCAUUAUCGCCGGCUCGGCGGCGCCAGCCGGCUCCCGCGGCCCAGCGCCCCAACCGUUCCCCUCGCGACCCCACUCGGCCCGUGUAGCGGCUGGCGGCGGGUUGCACGCGGCGAGCGCGGGGGGAGCGGAGGAGGCGGCGGCGGAGCGGGAGGUGGCGUGGGCGCGCGGCGAGGAGGGCGUGUGGAGCGUGGUGAUCCCCACGUACAACCGCCUGCCCAUCCUCACCCAGUGCCUGCGCGCGCUGGAGCAGCAGCGCGGCGAGCGGCAGGCCGGCGUGCGGCGGUACGAGGUGGUGGUGGUGGACGACGGGUCCGACGACGGCACCGUGCGCGCGCUCGCCGCCAUGGGCGUGGCGUCGUGCGAGGGGCUCGCGCAGGGCGCGGGGGAGGGAGGGGCGGGAGAGGCGGUGGAUGGCGAAACGAGGCAGGCAGCGGUGGCGUUCCCCCACGUGCGACUGGUGCAGCAGCAGCACGGGGGCGCGACGGCCGCUCGGAACUACGGCGUGCGCGUGGCGGGCGGCAGCACGAUCGUGUUCAUCGACUCCGACAUGGUCGUGUGCCCCGGUUUCCUAGCAGCGCAUGCGCGUGCUCUUGCGGAGGCAAGGAGCAGGUUUGGGGACGAGCGCACCUUCUCGUACGGGCGGGUGGUGAACACCAGCAACUUCCAUGACCCCAUGGCCGAACCCUUCAAACUCACUGACUACUCAGCAGCGUUCUUCGCCACGGGCAACGUGGCCAUCGCACGCCACAUGCUGGCUGCCGCCACUCUCCGCCUCACCCCGCCUGCUGCAACCGCGCGCUCCUCCUCUUCCUCCUGCACCUCGCGUGAGGUGCUCACGGCAGUGGAAGGGCAGGCUGGGGGAGCGGUCGUGGUUGGCCAAUCACGGGGGGAGGAGGGGCGUGGAGCGGAGGAGAAGGGGGUGGAGCAGCAGUGGCAGGAGAUGGGGCCGUUUGAUGCGGACUUCAGCAGCUACGGCUGGGAGGACCUGGAGCUCGGAGAGCGGCUGCGGCAGUGUGGCGCGCGCAUAUGGCAGUGCCCCGAGGCCGUGGGCUUCCACUGGCACCCGCCCUUCCAUCCCUCUCACCUGCCCGCUCUCAUCCGCCAGGAGCGGCAGCGGGGGGAGAACGGGGUGCGGUUCUUCCUCAAGCACCGCACGCUGAACGUGCGCCUCAUGGUGCAGAUGACGCCCUUCCACGCCGCCCUCUGGUUCCUGCUCACCCUGGGGGGCGCCCUCAACGAGCGCUCCCUGGCCCCACUGCUCGCAUGGCUGGUGCAGCAAGGCCAUCCCGGAGUGGCCGUGGGGAUUCUCUCCCCCGUGCUCAACUGGCACACUGUGCAAGCCACACGGGAAGAGGUGCACCGACUCAGGAAGGCAGGGGUGGAUGUGUGA
Molecule: messenger RNA, 1626 nt
Organism: Closterium sp. Naga37s-1
Lineage: Eukaryota; Viridiplantae; Streptophyta; Zygnematophyceae; Desmidiales; Closteriaceae
Source: the annotation of a GenBank genome assembly